UUAAAAAUGUAACAGAAGAAAAGAUCAGCUUUUUAUACACGAUAGAGGAAUAAAAGAAGGAAGGAUGACAGUUACUAACGCCGAAGGCAUGAAUGCACCAUUAACUACCGUUGAACACCUCUACCAACAAACCCACCUCCACAGCACUCAGAGCUGCGUCCUAGAGUAGUGAGUUGGUGCACCAUGAGUCCGUUUUCAUUUUUCUCUUGUAACCAGUCAGCCCUCAAAAGUGCUCUCCAGUUAGGCAUCACACACACAGUGGGCAGCUUGAGCCAAAAACCCGAGAGAGAUGUUCUGCUGCAAGAUUUUGAAGUUGUGGAAACCAUAUUGUUCCCCACCCGGGGCAGCAACAUGACACCAGCGCACGACUAUGGAGACUUCAAGUUUAAGACAUAUGCCCCAACAGCCUUUCGUUACUUCAGGGACUUGUUUGGAAUCCGACUUGAUGACUACAUGUAUUCUCUGUGUAAUGAGCCACUGAUAGAGCUGCCAAACUCUGGUGCCAGUGGCUCACUGUUUUACCGCACAAGUGACGAUGACUACAUCAUUAAGACAGUUCAACACAAAGAGGCUGAAUUUCUGCAGAAAUUGCUUCCAGGUUACUAUAUGAACCUGCAUCAGAACAAGCGCACAUUAUUACCAAAGUUUUAUGGACUCUACUCUGUCCAGGCAGCGGGUAAGAAAAUCCGUAUUGUUGUCAUGAACAAUUUGCUGCCAAGUGCAGUGCAAAUGCACCUCAAGUUUGAUCUAAAGGGCUCCACCUAUAAUGGGCGACAGGCUUCAGCUAAAGAGCGGGGGAAGGAUUUUCCCACAUACAAGGAUCUGGAUUUCUUGCAGGACAUGCCCGACGGGCUGUUGCUGGGGGAAAACAAGUACAAUGCUGUGUGCAAGACCAUUCAGAGAGACUGUCUGGUCUUGCAGAGUUUCAGUAUAAUGGACUACAGUCUUCUGGUGGGAAUCCACAAUGUAGACCAGGCCUAUAUGGAUCAACAGAGUGCUGUGGCUAUGGAGGGCAUGGACCAGAGGAGGCCACAAAGCCAGAGGUCCCUGUACAGAACUGCUAUGGAGGCAAUCCAAGCAGAUACAGCAAGCGUGGGAUCGCAGGACACAGAGGACAAAACUGGAGGAAUACCGGCAAGAAACUCAAAAGGCGAGAGACUGUUGGUGUACAUUGGUAUCAUUGACAUUCUGCAGUCUUAUAGAUUUGAAAAGCAGCUUCUACACUUAUGGAAAUCUCUGAUUCACAAUGGGGAAACUGUUUCAAUUCACAGACCAGAUUUUUAUGCAGAACGGUUUCGAAAGUUCAUGUGCAACACGGUCUUCAGGAAGAUCCUACAUAUAAAGACCUCCAGAUCUAGAAAGCACAAGGCAGGGGCCCGUGGUCAUCUGAAAAAAACAGGUAGCUCUGGGCCUCCUCUACUUACUCACACCAGCAGCAGCCAAAAUCCUGUUCCCCAGCAUGAAAUCAGCCCUGAGACCAGGGAAGACACUGACAGAGACAAUGCUGUGAACAGGAAUGAGGAAAGCCCACAUCCAUCCAUCCAUCCAGUGGCGUGACCUCUUUAGUCACAAGAGUACCCUCUUGAACAGAGGUCCCAAACUCACGACCUGCGGGCUACAUGCAGUUUCAAGUGGACCUCCAAGCAAUGUCAAGUUAUGAGUUAUUUAUGUACUUUUUUAAUUAACAAAUUAAUUUUGCAUCAUAAACAUUACUAUAUUAUAUAGCUACUCAUUGCUGGUAAUGGUACCAUCCUCAUCCAUAUUAUCCUCAUCCAUCCUUCGUCCACUGCUUGUCCUUUGCUGAGAGUCAUAUGAGGAGCUGCAACCAAUCCCAGAUGGCGAUAGCGUGUGAUGAUAUGAGUAGUGAUGAUGAUAAUUGUUUUGAAUGUUAUUGAUUUGUGAAAUGCUCCUGGUCUCUAUCGUUUCUCUUUCUUUUUAUAAAUAAGAUGUUUUGUCUGUUAUCUGUGGAACUUUUUCUGUAAAUGCGACACCUACUGUACAUCUGUCUGUCCUGGGAGAGGGAUCCAUCUUCUGUGGCUCUUCCUGAGAUUUCUACCAUUUAUUCCCUGUAAAAAGAUUUUUGAGCAACAACAGUGACACCCUCUGUCUAAGGACAGAGGGUGUCACUUGCUGUAUCGAC
Messenger RNA from Solea solea (common sole), 2140 nucleotides. Its product is annotated as phosphatidylinositol 4-phosphate 5-kinase type-1 alpha-like. The coding region runs from base 184 to 1557 and encodes 457 amino acids. The transcript is spliced from 9 exons. Gene Ontology annotation, biological process: phosphatidylinositol metabolic process. NCBI's taxonomy places the organism in Eukaryota, Metazoa, Chordata, Actinopteri, Pleuronectiformes, Soleidae. Gene Ontology annotation, molecular function: phosphatidylinositol kinase activity. The record is from RefSeq and is a predicted model, not a curated record.